Purpureocillium takamizusanense is the source of this 6879-nucleotide messenger RNA. RefSeq lists its product as uncharacterized. The transcript has 2 exons. The coding region runs from base 1588 to 4902 and encodes 1104 amino acids. NCBI's taxonomy places the organism in Eukaryota, Fungi, Ascomycota, Sordariomycetes, Hypocreales, Ophiocordycipitaceae. The record is from RefSeq and is a predicted model, not a curated record.
GACAGGGGCUGCCGGCACAGCAGAGCACCGCACAGCCCGCCACGGGAGGGGCCACGACGGGACGGGCAACCUUAAGGCGCCAUCCAUCUUACACCUACUUCGUACGUUCCUCCUGGACUGAUGGGCAGUCAGUCGUCUCUGGCGAAACACCGCCCGUGCCGGUCCCCCGCCCGCGGCCCUUUUUUUUUUGUUGGGCAGCAGCAGCUUGCUUGCUUGCUUACUUGCUUGCUUCCCGUCAAAGUUGCUUGCUGCCUCGCCUCUUGACGGGGGCCACGGCCGACGGAUGCAACGACGACAACAAAAACCCAGAGACGACCCGUCCAUCCGUCGGUCCGUUCGUGCUUCGUAGAGCGACUUCUCGCACAAGACUGUACAGCACAGCACAGCGCUCGUUCCCGAUGGUGCGGUUUUGACCAGCGGGCGAUCCAUCGGCACACCCCCCCUCGAGCCGUGUGACACUUUUAUUUUAUUUUUCUACUUUUUUUUCUUCCUGUCCUUCCGUUCCUCUCUCUUUCCCCCAAGUGAGACAGCCUUCUCCCUGCCGUGGCCUGGCCGCGCCUCAGACGUGAGCCUCACACCCCCCCGGAAAAAGCCCACAUUCGACCAGACAAACGUCAUCGCGUCCCCACCGAGAACCCCAGAACCCCCCCGAAGCCGUUGCUCCAGACACAGGAGGAGUAUCUCGCCUGCCCGCGGCACUUGUACUCGUACUAGUACUACCAAGCAAUACCCCCGCGGGUUUUGAUUUGAGUUCGUUGCCAGUCCUCUGUCUUUCGUACCUGACCUUGCCUCACCUCACCGAUCCAUCCCCCCAUACCCCCUUUCCCGCGCCCGACGACGACACCGUUCGUCCGCUCGGCUCGCUUGUACGUGCUUGGUGCGUGCGUGUGUCCGCCCUGCAGACGGACGAGACGAGCAGAGAGUGGCGCCACAACGCAGGUACGUACGUCUAAACUCUGCCCUGAACUGAAGGACCCCCCGCCUGGCGCAGCAGGCGCAGGCAAACGCGUCCCCUCGGGCUCGAGAUGCCGUCCGCCGUUUCCGAUGCAAAUCCCAACCCCGGGCUGCGCAGCACAACACCGCUGCGGCUUCUUGGCCGCUCGAUGCGAUUCGCGUCCCGGGGUGGCACAGCGCACCAGGGCCCAUAUCCGUGGAGAUGCCCAUGAUGCCAUGAUGCUGUCCGCACUCUCCAGCUGAGCCAGGCGUGCACCUACGUACGUACUCGUACUUGGUGGUACGGGUGCGACCGUGGGCGGUGGUCCUGUUCUGUGUGGUCCAUGUCUCCAUGUCUGACGCGCAUUUUCUCCCAGGAUAGGCCCGUUCUCUGUCCUCCUUCUCUGCACAUCCCCGUGCGCCGAGCCGUGGGACACGACACGCCCCCCCCCCCCACCAACUCUCUCCUCUGCCGCACGCCGCUCUCUCUCUCUCGCUCUCUGUUGUUACUGCCGUGCCCCGGCAGCCUUCAAGUGCUCUUUUGCCUUUUCAUCUUGACUUCUUCCCGUUGCUGAUUCUGACAUCGCCGCUUGGUGUUUCCCGCUAUUGCUGCAUGUUAGAUUUGCUCCGGGGCGGAGGGUCAUAUUAUCCAAUAUGGCCUCGAGUAAGUCCUUUCGAGCAACUCUGCUCCCUUCUUCCUUCUCUUUUUCCACCUUGCGAACCAAUUCAGAUCCCGACCACCGUUCGUCGCGAAAGCUCCCUCGCCGCACCUCGAGCCUCGAUCCCCUCAAGCAGCUCCAUAUCCGCAACCCACACGCGCCGUCACCCGUCCAGACGCCCCCGACGUUGCAGGAGGAGCCCGUCUUCAUCCAUCCCAAGGCCGCCGACGGCCUGCCGGGAGAGCCAGUGCCUCCUGCUACCCGCGCGCGCACCAAAUCCAAGACCUGGGGCGCCCGCGUCUCCUCCCUCCUUCCUCCGCUUAUGUCGCCCACCGCAGAUACGAAUUCCGAACCGGUCGCCAGAAAACCCAUCAAGGCGGUGGCCACCAACCCGCCCGCCCAGCCCUCGCCACCUCCACCCUACGACCCUCGCGAGUCCUCCACCAAGCGUCUCAACAAGUCACCGCCGAGGUCCGACGUGCCUGUCGAGCCUCUCGGACACCCAAGCCCGCCCCGAACACCGCAUGCCUUGCCACCAGCCCAGACCACCAUGUCCUUGCCCGAGCUAGACAUGGGCAUGCUGGCCCUGUCCACGUCUGUGAAGCCGCAAAUUAUGGCGCCCAUUCCCCCUUCCCCGAUAGCAUCAGACGACCACCCAAGACCAACUCCGGCCGGUCUCACGGAGCCUCAGUCUCCUGCCACCAAGCAAGCACGACUGCAAAAGGGGAAACCCGAAUCGAGGCGGCGGAGCGCUUCGCUCCAGCAGCAUGCGGCCCCCCUUCCUCAGCCCGGUAUCAAAGCCCGGACGACCUCGCCCAUGCCAGAGCCCCGGGGCCGACGCAGCAUUUCCGCCCAGACUCCUGUAAUCGCCGAACCCGCUACUGGAUCACGUCUCUCCAUCAGCCCUGGGAACCGGCGAUCCGUCUCUGCCGCCAAGGAUGGGAGUCAGAGCCCUUCGAGAGGAAGAAUCCGAAGAAGCUGGCUUCCUGGUGGGGGCAGGUCGCGCUCCAACUCAAUCGAUGUGCAAGGGACAGGCAAGUCGUACGCUUGGGUCAUGUCCGACGAGGCUGCUCAGGCCGAGUACAACCCAUCGUUCCUCAAGAAUGGGGAAAAGGUUCCUGAACUGUGGAACGAGAGCGGUGCCGUUCUAGUCUUUUUAUAUCCCCGAGGCAGCAGCAGCGGUCCGUCGUUCAAGGUGCCCGAGUUCACCGUCAGUUCCUCGUACGUUUUCAACGAACUCAUGCAAUCCGAAUUGGGAGCUCUCGGCAAUGGGAGGAGCCGUGGUCACAGUUUUGGGGGCCGGGAUAGCCUUAGUGCGCAGGAUGCGACACGGCUCGUAUCGCCUCCCAUGUCACCGUCGCUGUCCGACUCUUCCAACUGCAUGCGUUUGUACCUACCGGCUGCGCCCCCAUCCGGCUCAGGACACCUGAGCGCGCCAGGAGAAGGCUCCAACGCGGAGCUCGACCGUUUGAUUGCUAUACGGAAUCUCUUUGCCUUCUUGACGGGCCAGCCACUGGUUGGCACCAAGGCCAGACCCACCAUAUUCCAGGCCUUCCUCGAGAUUGCAGAGUUGCUGCAGGAGUUCGGAUUCGCCGGCGUGGACGGGGAAACGUUUGGCGACGCCGUCGAUCUCAGCUUCAGCUUCUACUCUGAGCAGCUGGGCCUCGCAGACUGUCGGCACAGCCGCGAGAAAACCCUCGAAGCCCUCAUCCUUGGCGAGCGAAUGCGAUGUCUUGAUCUUUACAACGAAGCUUUCGCGCAUGCCGCCGGGAAGUAUUCGGCCAUUAUGGAUCUGCGACUGCCUCUGUGGGGUCAGGUCACCCCUCUGACGCGUCAACAGUUGGAGCGAGCGCAUCUUGAUCUUGUUAACCGCCAGCACAAUGUCAACGAGCACCUCGAGCAGUUCGAGUUCCCCUCUCUCUUCGCCGGCAUCGCCAAUUCCACGUCGAUCCCAGAGCUCAGAAACGUGCGCUUCAAAGUUUGGAGAAACUCGUUUACCAGGAUGCGCUCCUUUGUUCUAGGUUAUUACAAGAGCACGUUUGGUAGCUGGCCGCCCAAAGCCAGCAGCAAGAAGAACCCGUUUGCGGAGAGUGGUCUGAACAGGCUCGUCCUCAAGGUUCUGUACUCCGACAUGUGCGCCCUAUAUGACUUGCUCGUCGACCGAAAAAAUCUCACGUCGAGAGUCAUGGAUGAGGUUCCCGCCAUCUCCAGCGAAGCCGGCAAGAUGACGACGUCUGCUCUGCGAAACAUCAUGUCGGAAUUUGACAGAUCCAAGCCACCCGUUCUGCCACCCGUGCCAUUUGAUCUUCCUCAGUUGCCCUCGAUGACGGCUAUCCACGAAACCUUCCACUCGCUCUCUGCCAAGGACCAGAGCAAGUUUGAAAAGAGAAUCAAGGAGCACGAGAUGCUUCUUAUUCUCAACAAGGCGUAUAAUUACGACACAAACACCAUCAAGCUCCCGUUCCUGGACCAGUUCAAAGAUUUCGAGAUGCGAGAGAGCAGGGGCAAGAUGUGCCAGGAUCUGGUUGACCAGCGCAUUGGGUACUGGAUCUUCCUGUACGUCGUCUUGCAAUCGCUGCCCAUGCUAGUCGUGGACGCACCGGACCUGAAGUAUACGGAUGGGGUCGAGUACUUCAUCUGCGAACCGCCGAUGGGCAACCCGCCCUGGAUGGAGGACAGGCAAGUGCGUAAGAUGUGGUACGAAAUUGCAGGAGGCGGCGGUCGCUUGGUUGAGCUGUCGACAGACGCCAUCAUGUUCAGUGUCGAGGGUACAUACCAUCGAAGCCACUGUUGGCUGGCGGCAAAGCAGUGGGAGGGCGCCGAGGGAGCGCAGGCACCACCUCCAGAGCCAGCCAUGUCGCCCCUCGAGCCGCCACGACCGAUUUUCCAAGGCGUCGAUGCGGCCAUGUCGAGCCCGCCUCCGGUCGGCGGCGCACCUGGCGGAUCAAGCACGCCAUCGCCACCCCCUGGAGGACCUCAGCCAGCUUUGCGACCGCGGACCUUGUCCCCGGCCAUGAACCGCGCCAGCUCGGCCUGGCGUUCAAGCAUUGCCAUGGGCCUAGAGCCCGUGCCCAUGGAGCCCCCGAACGUGUUUGGUAGCCGCAACAGAAGCAGCUCCGUGGGCCCGCGACAGUCCAACAGUCACCUUGGCGCCCGGAGUGUGUCGACGGGGAAUCUUGUGGGCAUGUCGAGGAGCCCGACACCAUCGUCACAGCUUGCCGCUAGUAGUUCUGGCGCCACCUUUGAUGACAUUCUCGGCGGCGAGCCGCAGCAGCAAAAGUCGAAUAAGAAGAAGAGCAGGUUUUUCUGAGGGCCGCGCAGGGCGGCUGGAGGCGACCCGAUGCCACGGUAAUUCAACGUGUCGCGUAUCUGAAGGAUGCAUUCUGUCUGGAGUUUUUUUUGUAUUUGAGCCUGGAAAUGAACCUAGACGAAGACGAUAUAGGCGACGCCAUCUUGACUGACUGGCUACGUCUUGAGGCCCGGACAUGUAUGGAGCCACACGCAUGGACAUAUAGACGAUGCAGAUGCAGAUUCGAGCGUUCUUCAUGGCAGUCACGGAUAAUAUGACACGGAUAUACGCAUCAGCGCACGCACUAACUGGUUCGCAAAGCGGGUUCCGUGCUUGAGAGAGAGUAGCCACUGGCAACACGAUGGAAUGCAUCACGGGUAUUAGCCAUGUUGAAAUGUACUUGCGCUCCGCCGACUUUUCGCUCCGGGCUGCUCUGUCGCCAUCUCGGCCUACUUGCCUCGAGUCGUAUUCGCACACACACCGAUACAAAGUACUCUCUACCUCGGGGUAUAUUCCUGUCCGCUCAUCUGCUGGUCCGGAGCCGUCUCAGUCGACCCUCCCUCCCCCUUGAUCCAAGUUCAUGGCCUAUCAUGGUGAUCAUGCCGGGGGCAAUGCCUGGCCACCCGUGUUGCUGUCGUUUUCCUCCUAACCACAUGCCCCUCAAUCGAGCCUUACGCGCCUCCAGCGGCCUCUCUCGGUGUGCCACCAGUUUUCCUUCUCCCUCCUGUCCGCGACGACACCCUCCCUCCUGUUCCAGUUCCCGUCGCAGCCGCUGCGGCCGGAGGCAAGACCCUCGCCGCAAUCCGAUGCCAGGUCCGUGACGUCGACGAGCCCGCCCUUGUCGUCCGACGAGCCAGAGUCAGGCAGGAGGUUCAACUCGAUAUUACUCCCGACAGUGCCAAUGUAGCUUCCCAGGCCGAACUCAUCGACAAGACUGCCGUUCUCAUCCUGGACGGUGACGUGGAAGCGGAAUGCGGUGGUGGCUAAGCUGUCGUCUUCGCGGGCGCUUUCGAUGCGCGCCUGAGCAGCCAAGCGGGCGCGGUGGAGGCUGGUGCAGGGGCUGGGCACGCUGGCAAGCAUGCCCGGCAGCGAGCUCGUCGUCGGAGAUUUGGCGAGAAGCUUGGUCGGGGAGCCGGGCGUGCUGAGGGAGCCCGUCGGCAGGGACAUGGUGCGGAAGCGGUCCCCGGGCAGUUCGAUCCUGUCCACUGGGCGACAGAGGUUCUGGAAGAUGCCCUCCGGGUCAUUGGGCGCCCUCAAACUCCUCAGGGCGGGGAAGCCGCCGGCUGCGAUACUACGCGCGAGGAUGUCAUCUGCCGCAUUGGCGCAGCCGCAAUGGUCUGAGAUGUCCCAAUGCAGUGUCGAGACGCUCGAAGAGGCGAGGUACGGCAUCAUCCACAGGAUGAAGGAGUCCGACUCGGGCAUGAGCGGGGCAAACGACUGAACAAAGGCGAAGCUGGUGAGCGAGGUCAACAUGGAGAGGAUGCGGGCCAAGGCGGGCAAAGACGUCAGAGGCACGUGGCGAAUGGUAAGCUUCUCGAGAGUUCGGCUGUUGGCACGAGUGGCGAAGCUGGAGAGGCCCUUGGAGCUAAUGCCUGCGAUGUUGGAGAGGGUCAGGCUCUUUAGACAAGGCAGGGACAAAAGGUUCGUGUCGGUGAAGGCGUUGGCGGGAAGGUUAGACAAGUGUAAAUGCUGGAGCGACGGCAAGACAGUGAGGGUCCUCGCGAGGAGCGUAUCCGGUCCGAGGCUACCAUCGGGCAUGCAGUGAAUCGUGAGACUCGUCAAUUUGGUCCAUUGGCGGUGCUGUUCGAGGAAAGUACACUCCUGAGCGGGCGUCAAGCUCGCGGGCAAUGACGGUUCACACUGCAUCAGACUCUCCAGGCUCUGGCCUGCCAGUGCGUCCUUGGAUGGUUCAAUGAACCACAUCACAUCUUUCAAGUUGGUGCGUGUUGACAGCGCGUGAAAGAGCCUUUUGAACGAGUGGUUGUACGUGAAUAUGGG